CCGAUUUCAGGGACCCCAAGCGUCAGAUCCAAUAGACCAUUGGUAGGGCGACUGCAGCCAAAAGCACAGAGACCCCAACAAAACAAAGGAAACCCUCAAUGUCCCUUGACGACGAUGACAACCCCGCUGUCGGCGUGGCCAGCCCUAUCAUCUCGGGCGUUUCCUCCUCGGCCGCGCUUCCCCCGGACGUGUCUCCAGAUGCCCUCUCAGUAGACGACCUGAUUGAAGACGAGGGCACCGCGUCGCAGGACUUCCGACUUUUCCGCAAAAAUGCUCAUGUCUCGGCGCAGACGAUCCGCAAGGGUGAGAAGGACUUUGAGUCGCACGGCACGCGAGCGCAGGUCGAGGCUCUCGAGCAGAGCAGAGCCGCUAUGCGGGAUGUCUUGAGCUAUACGAGAGUCCAUACAGGGCCGCAGAGGAAUCUUGCGAGGGGCUGGUACUUUCCUCAAUGGUGGGAAGGAUACCAGGAGGAACUGCAGGAGGGGGAAGCUGGGUCUGCUGGGGAGGGCAAGGAAAUGGAAAAGGAGAGGAGACCGUUUGGGUAUAUCAGGGAGAGGGUGGUUGUGUUGGAGGGGUCUUCGGUGGCGAGCAUGAAUCUCGGACGGGCGGUUACGGGGCAGGCGAAGGAUAGGCCUGCUAGAGGAAAAGACUGGCUGUUGCCUGAAGAGGCGCUAUAUCUGGUCGAAAGGGGCUCAUUGGACCUGUGGUGGCCGACGAGGGGUUUAGAGGAGAUAUUCCCCCCUGAGACGACCCCUAAGGAAGGCGAAGGAGAGGAGCUCGACGAGUACGACCUGGGGUUCCCGCUCAGUCUCCAGGCGGCAUACGCGCUGCUCAUCGGUAAGGACGACGAGCGAGGCAAGAUCAGCUUGCAAAAGUUCCAGGUCUACUCGAAUCUCAAGCGGUGCGGCUACAACGUCCUGCGGGCACCACCCAUUACCACUCAACCAACCCGUUGCCCAACAGUGGCGACCACGACAACCCUCUGGCAAUGGCUCACCUCGAUUCUUACCUCGCAACCGCAUCACAAACAUUACGGCCCGCUCGUCCGACCAGGCCUCUACCGCUCCUACACCUCGAUAUACCGGCAAAUGGCCCUUAUCCCCUUACACAAACCCUCCCGUUCUCCCUCAAAUCCCCGAAACUCCCCAGGUGAACCCUUUGCAAUUCACUUCCACGUCUGGAAAGCGGCGCAGAAGUGGACCAAACUGCGGCACCCCCCGCCAGAUUUUCACCUCGCCGUCGUCGACGCGCAGGAAUCCGCCGUUCCAACGCUGCGCGAGAUCACCGCCCUGCUCGACGCCACGCCGCAUGCGCCGGGCAAGCCCGAGUGGACGGGCCCCGGUAGGUUGUACGCACGGCUGAAGCACGGUCACCGGAACGGCCUGGUAGCGGUGGUCGAUCAUGGGGUGAUCAAUUACAUGCGCUUCGCGGAGGCAGCGUUUGGGGAGGAGAGGAUCUAUGAGAGGUUUGAUGCUCGAGGCCACAUGAAAAGUGGGGGAAAGAAAUAUGGGGGAGGGGCGAGGAGUGGGAAUGGGAAUGGUGGUGGGAGGUGGGGUCGUGGUGGGAGAGGAAGGGGACGAGGGAGGUAGUUGCUUGAUGGGAGUGAAAUGGGAGGAUAGUAGGAGGGUUGAGUUGGUUGCAAAGCCUUCUAAGAGAGUGAACUGAUUUCCGCUCUUGUUAGCAAGGGGUGCGAGCAAAGCGUGUACCAUUUGUCCAAACAACACAGCCCUCCUUGAAUCGCCCAGCCCGGAAAGCGUCCCGAAGCCGAGACGAGCUUGUUCAAUCCAAGUCUAGCCGUGC
Canariomyces notabilis is the source of this 1800-nucleotide messenger RNA. RefSeq lists its product as uncharacterized. Gene Ontology annotation, cellular component: tRNA-intron endonuclease complex. The transcript has 3 exons. The record is from RefSeq and is a predicted model, not a curated record. Gene Ontology annotation, biological process: tRNA-type intron splice site recognition and cleavage. Lineage: Eukaryota; Fungi; Ascomycota; Sordariomycetes; Sordariales; Chaetomiaceae. Bases 99 to 1589 code for a protein of 496 amino acids.